AUGAAGAGAGGAGGACCAGGACCAGAGCACACCAUGAAGAGAGGAGGACCAGGACCAGAGCACACCAUGAAGAGAGGAGGACCAGGACCAGAGCACACCAUGAAGAGAGGAGGACCAGGACCAGAGCACACCAUGAAGAGAGGAGGGACCAGGACCAGAGCACACCAUGAAGAGAGGAGGACCAGGACCAGAGCACACCAUGAAGAGAGGAGGACCAGGACCAGAGCCACCAUGAAGAGAGGAGGACCAGGACCAGAGCACACCAUGAAGAGAGGAGGACCAGGACCAGAGCACACCAUGAAGAGAUGA
Molecule: messenger RNA, 309 nt
Organism: Knipowitschia caucasica
Lineage: Eukaryota; Metazoa; Chordata; Actinopteri; Gobiiformes; Gobiidae
Source: the annotation of a GenBank genome assembly